Anarrhichthys ocellatus (wolf-eel) is the source of this 3463-nucleotide messenger RNA. Its product is annotated as sushi domain-containing protein 4-like. Bases 375 to 2006 code for a protein of 543 amino acids. NCBI's taxonomy places the organism in Eukaryota, Metazoa, Chordata, Actinopteri, Perciformes, Anarhichadidae. Gene Ontology annotation, biological process: DNA damage response. The record is from RefSeq and is a predicted model, not a curated record. The transcript is spliced from 10 exons.
AUGCGUUUACCGUGAAUUUCAGCAUAUAGGCGCACUCAAAUUUAAGUGUCUGCUGGGUUGACCACGGAGAUCCGAGUGUCUGCUGACCUGACCGCAGUUACUAUGGCCACUGGACGAAAUCGAGGCGGCGCAGCUGGUGCCUCGAUCGAUGCAGCUAGCUAGCGUAGCAGGUAACAAGCUAUCCAAUAGAGAGCUAUCUAGCGGUUAGCUGUAGCAGUGCCCCUCGGCUCGUUAUAUCAUAUUAUCGUCAUUUCGGCAGUAACUUUAAAUGUCGUCGACGUAGCUGAGGUAUUGAUACAUGUCUACAGUGUGAGAAAGCGAGGGUGGAGGAUUCGAGGUAGUGUUUUGAGGUUGAGUUGACUCUGCGGGGGAAGAUGUGCAAUGGAAUGAUAGAGUCAAUAUCAAAAGCCUUUUGGGCCCACACCUCAGCCACUGAGCGGUUCUUUUUGUUGCUGCUGACACUGACUGCAGUGUCCAGGGUGCAAGGAUCAGGAUGUGCGAGGCUGUAUAUGGUCCAGAAUAGCUGGGUAAACCUCACAGAAACCAACAGGGGCUCGUUCCCUGUGGGCACAGUGCUGCAGUACAGCUGCGACCCUGGUUACCUGCCGGACGGACCCAGCAUCCUCACCUGCACCACGCUGGGACGCUGGACCUCUGAACCUCCUCAUUGUAUACGCAGUGGUGCAUGCUUACCCCUCUCCAAACCCGAAAAUGGGGGCUACACCUGCCACCCAUCCCCCUGCCGGAUGUUUUCCCAUGGCACUGUGAUUGAGUUCUUCUGUGAUGAGCGCUUCGUUCUCAGUGGGGACUACAACUACCUGACCUGUCAGGAUGGACAGUGGGACGGCCCCAUGCAGAUCAGUUGUGUUAGCCAAGGUUGUAUAAGACCCUCUACCGUGCAGCAUGGCUCAACUAAUCUGACAGACACCAAUAGGAGCUUGUUCCCUGUGGCCACCGUGCUGCAGUACAGCUGUGACCGUGGUUUCCUGCCAGUGGGACCCAGCUUCCUCACCUGCACCACGCUGGGACGCUGGACCUCUGAACCUCCUCGCUGUAUACGCAGUGACGGUUGUAUAAGACCCUCUACCGUGCAGCAUGGCUCAACUAAUCUGACCGACACUAACAGGAGCUCGUUCCCUGUGGGAACAGUACUGGAGUACCGCUGUGACCCUGGUUACCUGCCAGACGGACCCGGCAGCCUCACCUGCUCCACACUGGGACACUGGUCCUCUGAACCUCCUCGCUGUAUACGCAGCGACGUAUGCCAGCCUCCAUUUCAGCCAGAGAAUGGGGGCUACACCUGCCACCCCGCCCCAUGCCAAAGACUCUCUCAUGGCACUGUGGUUGAAUAUUUCUGUGAGGAAGGCUAUGUUCUGAAGGGAGACUACAAAUACCUUACCUGUCAGUACGGAGAGUGGGACAGCCAAAUGAAGCUCAGCUGCCUCAUGGAGCGAGACCGCACUCCAACUUUACCAUUAGGGAUGCCCGCCUUGUCCAUAGUGGCAUCCACAGCCAGCUCGGUGGCCCUGAUCCUGCUCCUGGUGGUGCUGUUUGUACUUCUGCAGCCAAAACUCAAGUCCCUCCAUCGACGGGAUCAGGGUGUGUCCGGCCAGCCCGUGUCAAUCAUGGUGGAAGGAGUCCAGGUGUCUCUGCCCUCGUAUGAGGAGGCUGUGAAUGCUCGCGGGGCCUCAGCCUCGCCUCUCAGCUCUGAGUCUCGGGUCCAGAUAGUGCUGUCCGAGGGUCAGCAUGCCACAGUGCCAGAGGCUGGCCCCUCUAGGCAUUCAUCCCUCAAACAGCAGCAGUCGGCGAUGGCUGUCGUGCACCCUGUGCCAUCGCCCUCAUCCUCCUCCUCACCCUCCUCCUCUACCUGGGUUCCAGAGCAUGCAGGCGCUGCCGCUCCUUCACCCUCACAAAGAAGGCCGUCUGCAGGCAGCGACCAACACAGCCUGUCUCUGGACUCUGAGAUGGACUACUCUGAUGAUAUGCCAUUGCUGAAGGAGGCCUGAACAAUGCAGCAGCCUUUGGACUCCCUAAGACAACCAGCGUUGCUACUGACCUGUACUGGUGAGCGGGGAAUGCCUCUCGAGAGUUUGUCAACACAGCUGUCAACACAGACGAGGCUCUGAGUGAAGCUGUGGGUUACUCGGAAUAGUUCCUCGGUCCAUCCCAAAGGAGAACAGAGACGGGAUUCACAUGUACAUUACAUGCAUACAUUUUUUUUUUUUUUUUUUUUUUUUUUAUAGGAAUUCCUACACGAUGUAUGUAUGUCCAACGUCUGAAGCUCGGUUUGAAAAUGUAGAACAAAAACCAGAAAGAACAGGCACCACCUGCAGGAGUAUGUCUUAAAGGCUUCAAAGCUGCAAACUCAUUUUGAGAGCUAAUAAUCUCGUCAGUGUCUCGGUCACUGUUACUUUUCUUGAACCACAUAUCGCACCAUUUGAGACGCACAUCAGCAAAGAUGCAUGAAGUCCAGGUAGUCUAGCUCGUUGUCCAAGUCAUGCACACUUACAGUUAUUGUCCCUCAAAGAUUUGUUGUGAUUUAUAAAUGAUUUAUUUAAGAUGUUGUUGAUCAUUACUCGCGUCAUUCCAGAUGCCACUGUACAGUUUAAGGCUGCUUGUCCACCCAAGAUUCCCUUUGCUGUGUUUUAUUCAUCGGAUUGAGGGCAAACAUUUUCAGAGACGAUUCAGGUCUGCAUUUGACACAUUUCACUCUCGGUAAGUGUUCAGAUGUCUUCUCUUCAUACCCUUGUCCUCAAUGGCCUUAGCUUUCCACUUCUAUGCACAGGUAUCUAUAAUAUGUAAAAUACGGAGUUUUAAAAAUGAAUGUCGGUUAAAAGCGUCCACUGCUUAGUGAUCUAAUGUGUGGCUUUGUCAGACACAUCACUUGUACACCAGAAAAUAAUUAUUCUCUUAAUUUAUUCAGGCUGCUUGUAAAAUAAAUGUAAUGUUUAAAGUGUAAACGGGGAACUAAGAUGUUUUAUUUAAUUUACUUGUAACCAGAGCGCUGUUGAUCAGCCAUGGCUUCUUUUGAUGCGUCCACAACGUAAAAAAAUGAAAGAAAGAAAGUACGCCUUUUCAGUUCGCCGCUUCAGUUUUGGUUCUGCUGCAGGCACGUUGUAUGUGACGCUAUUAAUAUGAGCGAGUGUACAGAUCAGUGUGAUGUCUUUGUUUGACUCUCCAUUGAAUUUGCUUUUAGACUGAGGAGUGCUUUUGUGUUUUGUGAAGAUUUUUUUUUUUAAUAUAUGUAAAAAAAAAAAAAAGUUUUAAGUUUAGUCUGUAUAUAACAUACACCCAUUUUGAUUAAAUAUUAUUUAAGAUGUCCAAAUUGGCUGUUUCCUUCUUUUUUUUAUUCGGCUUUUCACAUCUUUGGAAGAUCUGAGAUCUGUCUUUGGUCUGAUUUUAGCUUACAGUCUAAAAAGAGCAAAUGGCACGUCAAUAUGUUUUAUAAACGCUUUCAUUCUCA